UAAAACAAUGAGAUUAGGACUAGAAUGAUCACAAAGUCAAUAACUGUUUAGUGUAACUGAAAAAUGGGAAGCAAACAGAGUCCUCCUCUCUUCCUUUCCCUUUCCCCACUUUUCUUGAUCUUUGUUGCAUUAUCAUCUCAAGUUUCUUCUUUUACUACUGAUUUUCCAAUACUAGAUAGACCAACUGAGCCUCUUUCAGAAGAAAGAGUGUUCCAACUCUUUCAAGAAUGGAAACAGAAGCAUGGGAAAGUUUACAAGAAUGAGAAAGAGGAAGAAGUGAAGUUGGAGAAUUUUAAAAGGAAUGUGAAGUAUAUAGUGGAAAAGAACUCCAAGAGGAAAUCAGAUUCAGACUAUUUGGUUGGUUUGACAAAAUUUGCUGAUAUGAGCAAUGAAGAGUUUAGACAAGUUCAUACUUCCAAGAUUACGAUACCCUUUAACAAGAGAAAGACUAUUCAGAUGAAGAAAGUCGGAAAAAAACCAACUCCAUUUUCUUGUGAUGCUCCUCCUUCAAUGGACUGGAGGAAACAUGGAGCUGUCACUAAGGUCAAGGACCAAGGAGAAUGUGGAGCUUGUUGGGCAUUCUCGGCGUCUGGAGCAAUGGAGGGAAUAAAUGCAAUAGUUGCUGGUGAACUUAUUAGCCUUUCUGAACAAGAACUUAUUGAUUGUGAUACUUCACAUAAUAGUGGCUGUAAAGGUGGACUUAUGGACCCUGCUUUUGAAUGGGUGAUAAACAACAGCGGCAUUGAUUCAGCAGCUGAUUAUCCAUACACUGCCCAUUCUCAAGGUCAUUGCAAUUACAGCAAGGUGAACCAUAAGGUUGUAACAAUUGAUGGAUACCGAGAUGUUCCAAAGGAGGAAAGUGCCCUUCUUUGUGCUGCUGCUCAACAACCUGUUAGUGUGGCCAUUGACGGAAGCAGCCCUGAUUUUCAACUAUACCAAGGGGGAAUCUAUGAUGGAGAAUGCUCUGAUGAUCCAAAUAACGUAUCCCACGGAGUACUAAUAGUUGGAUAUGGUUCUGAUGGACAUGAUGACUAUUGGAUUAUCAAGAACUCAUGGGGUACAGAGUGGGGAAUGGAAGGGUAUGGAUAUAUAAGAAGGAACACUAAUUUGCCAUAUGGGGUUUGUGCCAUUAAUUCAUUGGCUUCAUAUCCAAUGAAAGAAUCAUCACCAUCUCCUUAUCCGUCUCCAGCCAUUCCACCACCUCCCCCGCUAUCCCCUCCCCCGCCUACUCCAAAACCAAGUGAAUGUGGAGACUUCAGUUACUGUCCAGGAGACCAAACAUGUUGUUGUGAGAUAGAGUUCUCUGGCAUGUGCUUAGAGCAGGGCUGCUGCCCCUAUGAGAACGGUGUUUGUUGUGAUGGAUCAAACUAUUGCUGCCCAGCGGACCAUCCCAUUUGUGAUGUUUAUGCUGGCCUCUGCCUCAAGGAUCAUGGAGACAAAAUUGGAGUGGAAGCAAGGAAGAGAAAAAUGGCCAAGUACAAGUUACCAUGGAGAACUAACACUGAAGCAAUAGAGGAGAUGAGCCAAACUCUGAAAUGGAAGAGAAAUCAUGUUGCUGCAAUGCGUUGAAACCAACAUUUCUUAAUAAAAAACACUAGACUUUCGAGAAUCUUAGUAUCUCAGUUGGUUGACUCCUUGAAAUUUCCACCUUAUUAGCCCAUUUCCCCUUCCCCAAUUUUUCUUUUAAAAAAUAAUCCCAGUGUGUAUAAUAUGUCAAGGUUAUCUUUCGGAUCUUUGUAAUUUUAAACAUAUCGUGUUGUGUUUUAAGGCAUGUAUAAAUAAAUUUUGGUAUUUAAGUAUAUUUUUGCUCCAUCUCC
Messenger RNA from Solanum verrucosum, 1817 nucleotides. RefSeq names its product low-temperature-induced cysteine proteinase-like. The record is from RefSeq and is a predicted model, not a curated record. The transcript has 5 exons. Gene Ontology annotation, cellular component: lysosome. Gene Ontology annotation, molecular function: cysteine-type endopeptidase activity. NCBI's taxonomy places the organism in Eukaryota, Viridiplantae, Streptophyta, Magnoliopsida, Solanales, Solanaceae. The coding region runs from base 64 to 1569 and encodes 501 amino acids.